This is a messenger RNA of Talaromyces marneffei, 330 nucleotides long. RefSeq lists its product as uncharacterized. Gene Ontology annotation, molecular function: structural constituent of ribosome. Lineage: Eukaryota; Fungi; Ascomycota; Eurotiomycetes; Eurotiales; Trichocomaceae. Bases 1 to 330 code for a protein of 109 amino acids. Gene Ontology annotation, biological process: ribosomal large subunit biogenesis; cytoplasmic translation. The transcript is spliced from 5 exons. The record is from RefSeq and is a predicted model, not a curated record. Gene Ontology annotation, cellular component: ribosome; cytosolic large ribosomal subunit.
AUGCCUUCGGAACAAGGUCACAGACUCUAUGUCAAGGGUCGCCACCUGAGCUACCAGCGUGGAAAGCGCAACACCAACCCCAACACAAGCUUGAUCAAGAUUGAGGGUGUUGAUGAUGUUUCCGCCGCCAACUUCUACCUCGGAAAGAAGGUCGCUUUCGUCUACCGCGGAAAGAAGGAGGUCCAGGGCUCCAAGAUCCGUGUCAUCUGGGGCAAGGUGACCCGACCACACGGCAACUCCGGCGUCGUCCGCGCUCAAUUCCGACACAAUCUCCCUCCUCAGACUUUCGGUGCCACCGUCCGCGUCAUGCUCUACCCUUCAAACAUUUAA